UUGGGACGUAAGCAAGUAUUUCAAUGACAUGACGCAAGAAACAAAUAUGGCUGACAUAAACAAAACAAAACUGAAUUUCUUACAACUGAAUUUCUUACAACUCACUCAUUUUUCAAUCAGGUAUGGGGGAAGGUCGAAGCAAUUUCUACUUCAAGUUUCCAAGAACGAGGCAUGUAUUUGAUGCUGGAGGAAAUGGCGUGUCGCGGGACGAUUUGAUUAUGUCUGAAAAGGAGAGAAAAGCAUUUUUGCAGGGAAAGAAAAUCAUUGUCGAGGAAAAAAUAGACGGAGCAAAUUUAGGCAUCAGUAUAAACAGAAAUCAUGAAAUAUUGACUCAGAAUAGAGCACAUUAUAUAAACAGCUCUUCACAUCGACAAUUUGGAGCCCUGGACUCUUGGGUUUCGAAACAUUCAGCAGAUUUACACCAGAUAUUACAACCAGGAAAACAUAUACUUUUUGGGGAAUGGAUGGUCGCAAAGCACUCUAUCCACUAUGUGACUUUACCGGACUAUUUUCUAGCUUUCGAUAUUUAUGACAAACAAGAAAGAAGGUUUCUAAGCGUCCAGAACAGAAACGAACUGUUGGCAAGUACUGAAAUAUCAACAGUUCGAUAUAUUUCCUCGGAAGAAAAUUUAGACGAAGACAAGUUGUUAAAACUUCUGGAAACGAAGUCACAGUUUUACGAUGGAUUUGUCGAAGGAUUGGUGUUAAGAAUUGACGAGGAUGAGACUGGAGUAUCCGAUGUAUUUUCCAAACGAGCGAAGGUAGUACGACCCGAUUUCCUGCAACAAAUUGAAGAGCAGUGGACUAAGCAAAAAUACGUCAAAAACCGCAUGGCAUGCUAUUAUUAACCAUUUCAACUACGAAACUCCAGCAGUAUCUUAUGUCCGUAAACUUGGUAACUUGUAACAGUAGAGCAGCUGAUUCUCAUUUUGAGUAGAAACUGACCACGUCUUGCUUGUAUUAACUGUAGUCAUUUUCGCGCAUUCAGAUUUUACGCGACAGACUUGAUCUGCCCGCUCAUCAAAUCAAUCACGCACUAUCGAAAUAUUGAAGAAAAAAGCUCUUCAUCCCAUCUCCGCGUAAUUUUGGUGGCUGUGAAUCGAAUCCUGCUUACUGUCAGGCGGCAUAUUAGCAAAGCACAAUGUAGAACUGCUUUAAUUUAAAAAAAAUACUGUUAAGGCCAGGAUACACUUGUAUAAUAUCAUUAAAUAUAUUCUAUAAUAUAGUUAUAAUUUUUCUACAA
Molecule: messenger RNA, 1243 nt
Organism: Hydractinia symbiolongicarpus
Lineage: Eukaryota; Metazoa; Cnidaria; Hydrozoa; Anthoathecata; Hydractiniidae
Exons: 2
Coding region: 123-848 (241 amino acids)
Source: RefSeq, a predicted model, not a curated record